Artibeus jamaicensis (Jamaican fruit-eating bat) is the source of this 1916-nucleotide messenger RNA. It is a transcript of the gene FSTL3, whose product is annotated as follistatin like 3. Bases 1 to 798 code for a protein of 265 amino acids. Gene Ontology annotation, biological process: cell differentiation; negative regulation of activin receptor signaling pathway; regulation of BMP signaling pathway. The record is from RefSeq and is a predicted model, not a curated record. The transcript is spliced from 5 exons. Gene Ontology annotation, molecular function: activin binding; protein binding. Lineage: Eukaryota; Metazoa; Chordata; Mammalia; Chiroptera; Phyllostomidae.
AUGCAUCCCGGGGCGCCCGGGCCACUGUGGCCACUGCCUUGGGGGGCCCUGGCUUGGGCUGUGGGCUUCGUGGGCUCCGUGGGCUCGGGGGACCCUGUGCCCGGUGGUGUCUGCUGGCUCCAGCAGGGCAGAGAGGCCAUCUGCAGCCUGGUGCUGAAGACCGACGUGAGCCAGGCUGAGUGCUGUGCCUCCGGCAGCAUCGAUACUGCCUGGUCCAACUUCACCUACCCAGGGAACAAGAUCAGCCUCCUGGGCUUCUUGGGCCUGGUCCACUGCCUCCCCUGCAAAGGUAAAGAUUCGUGCGAGGGCGUGGAGUGCGGUCCCGGCAAGGCGUGCCGCAUGCUGGGGGGCCGCCCGCACUGCGAGUGCGUGCACGACUGCGUGGAGCUCCCGGCGCGCCUGCAGGUCUGUGGCUCGGACGGCGCCACCUACCGUGACGAGUGUGAGCUGCGUGUGGCGCGCUGCCGCGGCCACCCGGACCUGCGUGUCAUGUAUAUGGGCCGCUGUCGCAAGUCGUGCGCGCACGUGGUAUGCCAGAGGCCUCAGACGUGCGUGGUGGACCAGACAGGCAGCGCCCACUGCGUGAUGUGCCGUGCAGCGCCCUGCCCUGCGCCCUCCGGCCCCGGCCAUGAGCUUUGCGGCAACAACAACAUCACCUACAUGUCGUCGUGCCAUCUCCGCCAGGCCACCUGCUUCCUGGGCCGCUCCAUUGGCGUGCGCCACCCGGGCAGCUGCGCAGCAGGCACCCCUGAGCCUUCAGAUGCUGAGUCGAAGGAAGAGGAGGAGAACUUCGUGUGACUUAAGGAUGGCCUGGGCCUGGCGUUCAAGGCCUCCGCCAUUUUAUUUAUUGCCAGAGCAAAGCCUAAUUUAUGUCCCAUGGACACUCCCCAGCCCCAGGACUGGACCACUUGGGGGAGCCCUGGACCCCUUCCCCAAACUGGUACCUCGGAGGGAUUGGGGGCAGAAGGCCUGGGAGCAGUGCUGGUAGGUGGGGCCUCUGCCCCAGACACUCAAGGGGACCCUGCUUAUGCUUCCUCCAGGAUUACUAGUAAUUAUGGCUGCCACCAGGAGGUCUGGGGAAUCUCUGCCAGCAAUUAAUGAAAAGUCACCCUGGCCUUCUAGAACAGGGACCAAGGGGUGAGGAGGGUGUCCACAGCCUGGGGAUGUGUGUAUACAUGAGCCUUGAAACAUGAUCCAGGUCCCCUGGCAGACCACAGACGCAACCUCUGUCCCUUACCAGCCCCUGAAUCCAGGGCUUCCCUUCCCUACUGCCUCCAUGUACCUGUGAAGGCCACUGAGAAAAGUCCAGCUUGUCCCCUGAUGAGGGAGGCACUGUCUGCCUCCUGACAUAGGCCUCAGCUCAGCAUCAGCUCAGAAGAGGGCGGGACCUGGUGGGGCCCAGGAGACCCUGCUUACCCACUGGCCCAGUUGGGCUAUACCUGCUAGGGUCCACUGCCCACCUGGCCUCCUGGAGCUACCUGUCUGAGAAGCACCUCUAGUGACUGCUGACCUGUCCACAGGUGAGGUCUAGACCCUGAAGCCUUUGGUCCCCAUGAGGCUCACCCUUGCCAGGCUUCUAGGCCGAGUACCUAGUUGCCCCCUCUUUGCCCACCAGUGAGGCUCAGGGGUCUUGACCAUGCCCAAUGCUAGCCUAGAGCCAAUUCCCUCCAUUCUAUCUGGGCUGUCACUUUGACACCUCUCUGUGCCUUCAUGUAGACCAGAGGCUCAGACCAGAUAUGGGGCAAGGAGCGCAGGGGGCAGUGUGCACACCCUCUCCCAGUCUCCAGGAAGUGCCUUACCUGUGACACCCAGAAAAGUACCCUUGAGUAGGUGAAUUUGCUCGAGUCCCCUAAUAAGGCAAUUUCCCCUGCCCUCGGGUCCUGCCUAACCAAAGAAAUAAAGAUUGUAAAAAGCCA